This is a messenger RNA of Megachile rotundata (alfalfa leafcutting bee), 1007 nucleotides long. RefSeq names its product Mediator complex subunit 30. Gene Ontology annotation, biological process: positive regulation of DNA-templated transcription. Gene Ontology annotation, cellular component: mediator complex. The record is from RefSeq and is a predicted model, not a curated record. Gene Ontology annotation, molecular function: transcription coregulator activity. Lineage: Eukaryota; Metazoa; Arthropoda; Insecta; Hymenoptera; Megachilidae.
CAUGUACAAAUGAAAUGUGCAUAUUUUAUUGUUUUAUACGUGUCGCAGGCAUGAUGCUAUAAUUCGGAAGUUAUUUUCAAGUAACCAACAAGCUGUGGCAAAAUUAAGAUAAAAUGGCUGGACAACAACAUCCUUUCCCAUCUGGGUUUCCCAAUGUACAACAAUCUGCAAUGAGAACACAAUUUGGUGGAGGACAAAUGGUUUCUGGUUUAAUGGGACCGCAACAGGGCAGUAUGGUAAACCCUCAACAAUUUGGAGUCGGCGUUGGUGGAGUAGGUUCUAAUACUAUGGGUAUGCCUAGUGCUCAACAAGUGUUGGCACAACAGCAACAACAACAACAAUCUGUGGCAAUGCAACAACAAGUACAGCUGCAGCAACAACAGUUACAAUUACAGCAGCAGCAGCAAGCUGCAAUGGUUCAACAAAAUAACCAGACAAGCAAUCAAGCAACUACUCCACAAACUCCUGUACCUCCUACUCAACCACCACCUCAACAACAACAACAAAAUAAAGAAUUUAAUACAGUCAGUUUAUGCAGGUUUGGCCAAGAAACUGUGCAAGAUAUAGUCAGUCGUACAUUAGAAGUCUUCCAAACAUUAAGAGUUCUUCAGCCACCAAAUGGUAUGGCACAAGGAGCAAGUUUAUCCAAUGAAAAAAAGACUAAAGUACAAGACCAAUUAAGAACACUAAAACUAUUAUUCAAACGUUUAAGACUGAUUUAUGAAAAAUGUAAUGAAAACUGCCAACUUCAAGGAAUGGAAUAUACGCAUAUAGAAAGUUUAAUUCCUUUAAAAGAAGAAUGGGAUAUGAAAUCUGACGAGAAGAAGACGUCUGAAGCUUACAGACUUGCUUGUGAGGAGAGCAAGGAAAUUAUAGAGCAAGUUGUACUAAAGAAUAGACAUCUUAAAGAAAUCAUUGAUCAUUUACGACGUAUUAUUUUAGAAAUAAAUACAAUGUUGAACAUGCGUCGAUCAUAAAUCAUAAAUUGUACAUAAAUAUUUAUAUAA